Coccomyxa subellipsoidea C-169 is the source of this 1296-nucleotide messenger RNA. RefSeq names its product DnaJ-domain-containing protein. Gene Ontology annotation, cellular component: cytosol. Lineage: Eukaryota; Viridiplantae; Chlorophyta; Trebouxiophyceae; Coccomyxaceae. Bases 1 to 1038 code for a protein of 345 amino acids. Gene Ontology annotation, molecular function: protein-folding chaperone binding. The transcript has 10 exons. The record is from RefSeq and is a predicted model, not a curated record.
AUGGGGAAGGAUUAUUAUGCAAUUCUUGGAGUACCACGAGAAGCAGAUGAGGAUACCCUUAAAAAGGCAUACCGGAAGCUAGCCGUGAAAUGGCAUCCCGACAAGAACAGAGACAAUAUUGAGGAGGCCACUGCCAAGUUCAAGGAAGUGGGGGAGGCUUAUGAUGUCUUGUCAGACAAGCAGAAGAGGGAGAUAUAUGACAGAUAUGGUGAGGAGGGUCUGAAGAUGGGGGGCCCCCCUCCAAGCGCAGAUGGAGCCGGAGCAGGAGGCGGCGGCGGCGGCGGCGGCCGCGGCGGCGGGUACUCAUUCAACGAGGAUCAGGCGCAGAAGAUCUUUGAGAACCUGUUUGGAGGGGGCUUGGGGGGCUUUGGGUCAUCGGGCAUGGGCGGCGGUGGCAUGGGUGGUGGCCCAAGGGUCCGUGUCUUCUCCUCUGGCGCCGAUUGCAUUGUGUGUACGUGCAGGUAUGGGGGACAGCAGCAGCAGCGGCCUCGCACGAUUGAGGUGCCACUGAAGCUGACCCUAAAGGAGCUUCACACCGGCACCACAAAGAAACUCAAGAUUACUCGCAGAGUCUUCAACAAGGAGACCAACAAGCUUGAGACCAAGGAGGAAAUCAUCACCAUCAAUGUGCAGCCAGGCUGGAAAGAUGGCACGCGCAUCACAUUUGCUGGGAAGGGCGAUGAGCUCCCCGGCCAACCACCGCAGGAUCUGGUCUUUGUGGUGCGGCAAGUACCGGAUGACCGCUUCAAGCGCGAGGGAGAUGACCUCAUCACGCAGGUGCGCAUCAGGCUGCCAGAUGCGCUGUCGGAGGGCAAGAUCGACAUCCCUCACCUCGAUGACCGCAUCCUGCGCGUGCCGCUCAAAGAGGUUGUGGCGCCUGGGUAUGUGAGGGUCGUGAAGAACGAGGGCAUGCCCAAGUCAAAGGCGCCAGGCCAGAAGGGUGACCUCAAGAUCGUCUUUGAUGUGGCGUUCCCAAAGAAGCAGCUGAAUGCCACAGAGAAGGACGUCCUUGAGGACCUGCUGAGGGAUAAGUGGUGAUUCAGAGGAGAGGGUUUUCAAUGGAUGCAACCGAGCUGAGGAAUGUUUGGUGGGCGCCUGCAUUUGCCGGCAUUUGAGGCUCAUGCACAUUUUAAAUAUUGUCAGAUAGGGCAUGAACUUGUAGCUGUAGACUUGUUGUUAUGGUUACAUAUAUCUGCCAAGGAGGGUUGUUGUGCUUGUAGUAUGCAGAUGCAAAGUCAGUCCUGUAUUGUGAGGAACUUCUGACACUGUUGUUGUUAUUGUAAAAAGGUUAGUGUG